CCCAUCCCUUUCCUAUCUCAAGAAAGUAUAGAGGCCUGCAUAGAGCAGAACACCCCGGCGACGACUUCAUUUUCCAAGAGUUACCUUUGGCUUGGGAGUCACAGGCAGUAUGGGCACCGGCUACUGCGCUCGUUGUAUAGCCAUAUCUCUGAUACCUCUGGCACUUACCUCCAUGGCAGCCAGUCUCGCUUUGCUCUUCCCAAAUGGAGAAACUGUCUACUUAAUGGAGAAGCAUAUCACCUGGACGGCCACGGUUCAGGCCGGACUUUGGGGAAGCGGAUUAUUGAUCAUUGUCGUUUCUUGGCAGAUCAACGCUGCUGCUGUUGGCGAUGGCUGUUGCUGUUUCUGCGCCGCCUCCAGGCUGAAGAUGUUUGCCUCCAUCUUUUACUCCUUAUUAGCAAUUGUUGGCUCAGCACUUUGUUUUGGUAUAUCUAUCAUUGGACUUGCAGAGGGACCUCUUUGCUUAUUCAGUGUCACCUUACCCAACAAGAGCCAUGUUCAGCUGUGGGAUUACCCAUUCCAGGAGAGGAAUGUCAGUGCUGUAAACUACCUACAUGACUCUUCACGCUGGAGAACUUGUGAGGAACCCGAGAACAUUGUGGUCUGGAAUAUAACACUCUUCUCCAUACUCCUUGUAGUCAGUAGCCUGGAGGCUCUUAUAUGUAGCUUUCAGAUCAUAAAUGGAUUUUUUGGUUGUAUUUUUGGUAGAUAGCAGCUUGUUGGUGACAUAUUGACCUCCUGAACAUCACAGGCUUGUUUCAUUGGUUGGAACCCUCAUAUAAUUGAAACUAAUCAGCUUGCUUGUUACUUGUUACAUACACCUGUUAGGGUGCAUUCUCCAGAUACGUUAUAAGGUAACCGUAGCCUUCAGCCAGGAGCAGAUGUCAUCAGGUGUUUCCCAACUUUCACCGAGUGUUUCGACCCUUAACCACGACACUCUCCAGUUGGUGGGCUGGCAGUGGUGGCCAAAUCACUGCCCAUCUGCUCCUGGCUUCCAGCUCCCCUCCUCUCGCCUACUCCAAAUCCAACAAGAGGCUCGUUCUGCCUCUUCCCCCAUCCUAAGAGCUGCUUGUUUUUUGCUCCUUUUGUCCAGGCCCAGAUCUGACAACAACCGCCAUGCUGAUUUGACUGGGAAACCUCUGCAGCCGAUCUCCACAGGGAACAACCAUGCCUGCCAUCCCUUGUCUUUACACUCCUGCAGUAAGGGCUGGUACUUCAAGGCCUUUCUCUCGUGGGCCUUUUCCCAUCCCUCCUCCCACGGCACAGUCAGCUCAACCAGAAUUAUUUUCCUGUCUUCGGUUGACCACAGUACAAUGUCCGGGCGUAGGGUUGUGUGCACCACAUCCGGGAACUGCAAUCUCCUUCCCACAUUGACCCUCAUCUCCCAAAACCUGGCUGUUAGCAGCAGAUUGGUCUUUGGUUGUUUGGUUACGAAAGGCCUGACUCCCUCUUUGAUGAAGGUGAUGGCCUUCCUCAAAUCUGUGCCAGCUGUCCUCUUCUUGCAUCUCUCUCGCUCUAGUGUGUCGGCAAGAGCCAGAAGCACCUUAUCAUGGCGCCACCUAUACCGUCCUUGAGUUAGAGCUGUUUUACACCCAGACAGUAUAUGAGCCAGUGUCCCCUUUUGACCACAGAGCUUACAGUUCGGGUCCUCUCUCAUCCCCCAUGUGUAUAGAUGUAAUGGGGAAGGAUGAGAGUCAUACACCGAUCGCAAGAGGAAGGAAAUACGGAAGGGCUCCAGUCUCCAUAACUCUGCCCAUGAGAUCUUGCGCUUGGGCAGAUCUCAUUUUGUCCAAUUUUUAUCCCACCCAAUAGAUUCGUGUAGCUUCUUCAAUCCUCCACUAGACCAAUGUUAUUAAAUUAAACACAAAUAAACUGUGAUAUUCCUCUAAAUGUUAAUGUUUGUCUAUUACUUCAGUCUUGAUCUGGCCACACAACUAA
This is a messenger RNA of Mobula hypostoma (lesser devil ray), 1938 nucleotides long. Its product is annotated as transmembrane 4 L6 family member 1-like. Gene Ontology annotation, cellular component: membrane. Lineage: Eukaryota; Metazoa; Chordata; Chondrichthyes; Myliobatiformes; Myliobatidae. The record is from RefSeq and is a predicted model, not a curated record. The coding region runs from base 110 to 712 and encodes 200 amino acids. The transcript is spliced from 4 exons.